Molecule: messenger RNA, 1376 nt
Organism: Rhododendron vialii
Lineage: Eukaryota; Viridiplantae; Streptophyta; Magnoliopsida; Ericales; Ericaceae
Product: D-galacturonate reductase-like
Exons: 4
Coding region: 210-1157 (315 amino acids)
Cellular component (GO): cytosol
Molecular function (GO): aldose reductase (NADPH) activity
Source: RefSeq, a predicted model, not a curated record
CGCUAGAAUUUUUUCCUCCUACAGCGACAUGGUAAGAUGCCUAGUGCCAACAAUAUAAUAAGACCACCAAAGCUGACUACGUUCAAUCUUAGGGCGGCUCCACUAGGAUUUGAUCAGGGACCAAUCUCUCUCUAUAUAUAACCCAGGACCUUAAGUUGUAACACAAACAAAUCACAUACUCCAGUUCCCAAGAAGUACUACAAAACAACAUGGGGUAUAUGCCUGCGAUAACCUUGGGGCAAACUUGUGUUAUGCCACUUAUCGGCAUGGGAACUGCCGCAUAUCCUCCGUCAGAUGUAGAAACUGCGAAAAACGCGAUCGUUGAAGCCAUCAGAGCUGGAUAUCGCCACUUCGACACCGCCUUUGCGUACCGCUCGGAGCAGCCACUUGGGGAGGCCAUAGCCGAGGCUCUCCGUCUGGGACUCAUCAAGUCUCGUGAUGAACUCUUCAUCACUACCAAGCUCUGGUGCAGCUUCGGUCACCGCGAUCAAGUGGUUCCGGCCAUCAAAUUGAGCCUCCAGAAUCUUCAACUGGAGUACGUGGAUCUGUAUCUGAUACACUGGCCAAUUAGACUGACCCAACAUAUUAACAGUACCCCAGUCCCAAAAGACCAUAUUGUUCCCAUGGAUAUUAAGUCAGUGUGGGAAGGCAUGGAGGAGUGCCAGAAACUUGGAUUCACCAAAGCCAUUGGCGUCAGUAAUUUCUCUUGCAGAAAGCUUGAUGAGCUCCUCUCCGUAGCCCAAAUCCCUCCGGCUGUCAAUCAAGUGGAGAUGAACCCUCUUUGGAAUCAAAAGCAACUGAGGGAGUUCUGUAAGGAAAAGGGCAUUCACGUAACUGCAUACUCUCCUUUGGGUGCCAAUGGUACUAAAUGGGGUGACAAUAGAAUUGUGGAGUGUGAUGUCCUUGACGAGAUAGCCAAGGCUAGAGGAAAAACCACUGCCCAGGUGUCUCUGAGAUGGGUUUAUGAACAAGGGGUGAGUAUAGUAACAAAGAGCUUCAACAAGCAAAGGAUGAGGGAAAACCUUGGGAUAUUUGAUUGGUCACUAACAGAGGAAGAAUCAAACAAGAUCAAUCAGCUUCCUCAGCGUAAAGGAGUCACCAUGGCUUCUAUUUUGGGACCCCACGAUUUGGUGUUGGAGAUUGAUGCAGAGAUCUGAAGUCUAUAUCUAUAUCUAUAUCUAUAUCUAUAUGUGUGUGUGUGUAAACAUGGAUAAAGUUUUGAGAUGGUUUUUACACUUUUGUAUCACAAUUCUUGAGUUCUUGUUGGAUACUAGGAAUACAUAUAUAUUGCCUCUUGUUUUGUAAUAAAGCGGAAUAAUUGUUUACAAAUAGUGGGAAUAAUGUUUAUUUAUUAUAAUCAGGAUCAAUAUUCAGUA